Messenger RNA from Dunckerocampus dactyliophorus (ringed pipefish), 525 nucleotides. RefSeq names its product nicotinamide riboside kinase 2-like. The transcript has a single exon. Bases 1 to 525 code for a protein of 174 amino acids. The record is from RefSeq and is a predicted model, not a curated record. NCBI's taxonomy places the organism in Eukaryota, Metazoa, Chordata, Actinopteri, Syngnathiformes, Syngnathidae. Gene Ontology annotation, cellular component: cytoplasm.
AUGUAUACUGGAGGGAAAACCACCCUCACCAACCGCCUAAUCAAGAACUUGCCCAACUGCUGUGUGGUUCACCAGGAUGACUUUUUCAAGCCCCAAGAUCAGAUUGCGGUUGAAGAUGGCUUUAAGCAGUAUGAUGUCAUUACUGCUCUGGACAUGGACGCCAUGAUGAGCACCAUCUACGCAUGGCUGGAGAACCCGGUGAAGUUUGAGAAGUCUCACGGCGUCAGUAACACCCUGGAUAGGGAGAUUCUCCCGAAGUCUGACCAUAAGGAGGAGACUCACAUCCUCAUUGUGGAGGGCUUCCUGCUUUACACCUACCAACCAUUGAUCGACGUGCUGAACCAGCGUUACUUUAUUUCCAUCCCGUAUGAAGAAUGCAAAAAGAGGAGGUGCUCAAGGAACUACACGGUACCAGACCCCCCCGGCCUCUUUGACGGCCACGUCUGGCCCAUGUACUUGAAACAUAAGAACAAACAUAUGUAUAAUGUUUUAUUUUAUUCUAAACAUCAAAGGACGGCUGGAUAG